UUAUGUAUGUGUUUGUAAGCAAAGUUUGAUUUAAAUCCUACACGGCACCUCAUAUGACGACACUUUUGAUGUGACCAUAUGUGACGCGCGACAAACACCGACAGAAUCACUGGACGAUCAUGACUGUGUUGCUUUUAACGGAUUCAAACCGAGCUACUGUUGUCGUCUGAUGGAAAGGAACUAACACACAUGGCUGUGUAACACUCACACAGACGCUAGUUUCACUUCAGACUAUGGAUGUCCCCAAAGACAGUAUCGAUAGUGUGAAAAUCAGAAGAAAGCUCCAUUGAUGCUGCAAUAAAGAUAGCAAGAGGACCUGAAAAUAAAAUCUGGCAAUGAUGGAUUUGUCUGCACAACCCAGUAGGAUGGACAGGAGUGGUAGCUUUCUUCAGCUUGUCGAUGCAUUUGCAUUGUCACUGGAUCAACUGGAGCAACAAAUCAUUCAUGCUGUGCAGGAAAAAGACAGAGAUCCAGACAGAGAUUCAGACACAUCCAUGCUCAUACAGAUAGAAGGAGAGUGUCUGCAGUAUCCUGAAGUCGAUGGUGCUUGUGCAAGCAGCGGUGUGAGUGUGUUGGACAAACUGAUACACACACACCCCAUCUGGCUUCUGCUUUCCAUCGACCAGCAAGAGGCCACUGGCAUCCUUCUGCAGCAGCCAGCUGGGGUGUUUUUGGUGUGGAAGUCAUCUGUCCUGCAAAAGAAGAUGUUGUCUUUUCAGAUGAGGGAUGCAUCAGACGCUUGUGUGCUCCACGUCCCUGUAAAGGAGAGCCAGUACACAUUUUCUCUGGAGGGCUCAAACAUCAGUUUUGCUGACCUCUUUCGUCUUGUGGCCUUUUAUUGUAUAAGCAGAGACAUUUUGCCCUCUACACUGAAGCUUCCUGAGGCCAUUUACUCUGCGGAAACCCUGUCUGAUCUGCAUGAAGUGGCCAAGCAAGGGGCAGGAUUCUGGGAAUGUUCUUUAAACCAACAACACAGGACAUUUUCUGCCCCUGGCAGUCUUCUAGUUCAGGGCAGGACAUCGAUCUGUAUAGAGGGCACCUGCUCUGAUGUAUUACCGGGAGAGGAUCAAACUUGCAGCCCAACUGGGAAUCUAAUCCCUCCAUUGACCGACAACAGCCCUAAUGCCUCCAAAGGUGAAAGUAGUAGUGCCCUGUCUUUUAUAAACCCAACUUUCCUCAAGACACAGCAAGAUCUCAGUCAAAAUGCAGCAACUGUGAUCACUGACGAUUUGGCAGCAGGAAACAGGAAAUCUCAUCCAGCUCCUCCACCUAGGCCUCCUCCUCCUCGCAUUUUAAUUUGUGGGCCUGUUGUACCUCAAAUUUCUAGGAAUAUGCCUUUACGUGCUUCCAGAAUGAGUCAAAGACCCAAAUCUGUCACUGGUUCCACAGGAUCCAAACACCCUAGCUCCAAAAAACCUGCACCGAGACCUCCAGAGCCUCCAGACAUCGACAGCUACCGUUGCACUAUUGCAUUAGAUGAUGAUACCAUCUCUAGAGCCAUAUCUCAAGCCAAUCAAAGCCAUACGACUCUAUUAAACCCAAGCAGCAGCAGCAUCCUGCAGCAGUGGACUGGACAAGAAGAGAAAGGGCGAAGCUCAAGCGGCCAAAGUUUGUCCACUUCCUCUUCCGACUCUCUGGAUUCUCCUCCGCAUCCGCUCCCUUUAGGCCAUGUGUCCCAGGGCCUCUCCACCGACGACAGUACUGAUGAUUACGAUGAAGAAGAGGAAGACUAUGGUGUGGGACUUGAACGGGAUCUUCAACUUCGCCUUCGCGCAUCCCGCAAGUCAAAGAAACUGCUGGCAGUCGAACUUGUCGGGACUCGUCCGAGAUCACUUGUCCUCCCGCGUGCAUUAAGACACUUCCGAAAAGUCCGCGGUGUGCUUAAUGUACUGGCUACUCCUGAAAAACGCAUCUUGCUCCAGAUCAUCGAGCUGUCCCAAGACAAAGGCUCCUACUUCGGGUGCCUAGUGCAGGAUUAUGUGAGCUUUGUACAGGAGAAUAAAAACUGCCAUUCGUCUAGUCAAGAUCUUCUGCAGACCAUCAGGCAGUUUAUGACCCAGAUGAAGGCUUACCUCAAGCAGAGCUCAGAGAUGAACCCGCCUAUAGAGUCUUACAUGCCUGAGGACCAGAUUGAUCCAGUGUUGGAGAAGGCCAUGCACAAGUGUGUGUUGAAACCACUGUACGGCUGUUUACACUCAGCGCUGCAUGAGUUCCAGGCGGCCGCUGGAGUCUGGCAGACGCUGCAGGAGAAUCUGGCUAUUGCCAAAACCAAACGACCCAAUGAGCUGGGAGUGAACGGAGCACAAGCACCAGACACACACGCCAUCCAGCGCAUCCGCAGAAAACUCCGAGCCAUGUGCAGCAUGUACUCGCCAGAGAGGAAGAUCAUGGUGCUGCUUAAAGUCUGCAAACUCAUCUACAGCAUUAUGCAAGAGCAUGAAGUGCGGAUGUUUGGAGCAGAUGAUUUCCUGCCCAUGUUGACGUAUGUGUUGGUCCAGUGUGACAUGCCUCAGUUGGACACCGAGAUCCUGUAUAUGAUGGAGCUGAUAGAUCCGCCUUUACUUCAUGGAGAAGGAGGUUAUUACCUUACCAGUGCGUAUGGAGCGAUGUCACUUAUUAAGAACUUCCAGGAAGAGCAGGCGGCUCGAAUACUCAGUUCAGCAACAAGCGACACUCUCCACCAGUGGCACCAGCGACGCACACUACAGAGAAACCUGCCGUCGGUGGACGACUUCCAGAACUACAUGCGCGUGGCUCUGCAGAAGGCCGACAGCGGCUGCACGGCUAAAACCCUCCAGGUUCGGCCUUACGCCACAACAGAAGAAGUGUGUCGUCUCUGCGCACUUAAAUUCCGCGUGUCGGACCCUGAAAACUACGGCCUGUUUCUCCUGACGGACGAAAGCAGUCAGCAGUUGGCCGCAGACACACACCCGCAGUGGAUAAAAGCAGAGUUACACAGUCGACCAAACCGACAGCCCUUUCACUUCGUCUACAGGAUGAAACCCAACACAAACACUUCCACUCCUGUAUCUUGAAAGCCACACGCUGCCUGAAAACUCAAUAGCAGGAAGGGAUUCGAUUUAAGGAAUGUGUUUAAAGAUGAAAGAUGUACUGUUUAUGAACACACUGGCUUGGUAAUAAGUAUAUAAUUGGGUGUUUUCCAUGCAUAGGGUACAUUUGAGUUGUUUAAUAAAAACAGUUUUACAGUAUGGGUUGCAUAUUUUGGUUAAAUUGAUUAAAAUGUAUGCAACUUAAGUACUUCAGCAAUAAUGCAGCAUAAGCUAGCUGGAUAACAGUGGAUUCAGACUUUAAAGUGUCUCGUCUUAAUCUUGUAUGGAUCAGGCGAUUUUUAGAAAAGGGGGUGCUGAGUGCAAUCUUGGCAUGUGACAGAAGGGAAACAUAUGCUGGAAUAGAUGGUGAUGUAUUCCGCUGUGGUGACCUCUCAUAAAUCGGAGACUAAGCCGAAGGAAAAUGAAGUGAUGAAUGGAAGGGGCUUUUGCACCAGAGGAACUUUGUAGUUGCAACCAGACAUAGCCACAUAUUUCACAGUUCAUAGCCCUGGGUACAUAUUCCCAAUGAGCCUGGAUUGUUUUUUUUUGUUCCAUUUUUAUUUAUUUGGUUUGUUUUUACGAUUAAGAAUUAAGGCUUAAAGGCCGCGACACGGCAAGCUGAUGGCAGCCGACUGAAACAAGCAACAUUGGCUCAUUUUGAAAACGUUGCGCUAUAUACAUUUCUGGUGAUCGGGAAUUACAGCAUGUAGCCAGAGGUACGUAUGACUGCUUUUUGGCGUUAAAACAAACACUAUGGGGAGGUAUGACGCCGUUCCCUUUUUGCGCUCACCAGCUGAUUGCUUACCUCCAUGUGGACGGCUUUACUGCUGUUACCAGUUUGUCCAGUGCUUGCCAUGUAUGUCAGCGGACUUGUGACGUGAAACGAAGUUGACAGUGACGACGGAGUUCGAGUUAGGUGAAGAACGGUUCCAGAAAACAGGUAAGACAAAACCAAAAGCCAAAACAGAAAAUCAACAAGUAAUAACAGUGUCAGAAUGUGGUAAAAUCUGAAAACGUGGUAAAAUUUUCAGGAUUGAAUGCACUGUUGGUUGGGUUUAGGGAAAUGGGUGGCCGCUGGUUAAUCAGUGCUUUUGAAAACACUAUCGGUUGGGUUUAGGUUAAGGGUGUGGGUGGGUCAGUUAAACAGACAGUCAGAACAGCAGGCACGAAUGGCACUCGUGAGAGAAAUUUAAGAUCUGAAAAAUCAUACACAGCGGCCUCUGGUGGAUUUGCGAAAACAAAAACUGCAA
Messenger RNA from Danio rerio (zebrafish), 4300 nucleotides. The record is from RefSeq and is a predicted model, not a curated record. NCBI's taxonomy places the organism in Eukaryota, Metazoa, Chordata, Actinopteri, Cypriniformes, Danionidae.